Molecule: messenger RNA, 1443 nt
Organism: Penicillium maclennaniae
Lineage: Eukaryota; Fungi; Ascomycota; Eurotiomycetes; Eurotiales; Aspergillaceae
Exons: 3
Coding region: 1-1443 (480 amino acids)
Source: RefSeq, a predicted model, not a curated record
AUGACACCACAGCAAUUCCCCAGUGUCUCGCGGGAAAGCACCCUCGCCAAACUCCCCACCGAAUACGCUUGUGACGCGCAAGACCAGAUUUCCAACAUCCUCGCAACAACCCCAAUCAAUCGCCUCGUUGUACUCGACGACGACCCAACAGGCACGCAAACCUGCCAUGACAUCUCUGUGCUAACAGUAUGGGACGUUCCAUCUCUAAAAGCCGAAUUCCAGACCGAUUCCCGGGGCUUCUUCAUCCUGACCAACUCACGCGCCCUCCCACCCGCUAAAGCGGAGACUCUCAUCCGCACGAUAUGCACUAACGUCGCCGAAGCCGCGAAAGCCACGGAUAACAAGGUUGAUAUCGUCCUCCGAGGCGAUAGUACACUGCGCGGUCACUUCCCUCUCGAAACAGACGUUGCGCAAUCCGUCUUUGGGCCCGCCGAUGCCCUUGUGCUGGCCCCGUUCUUCUUUCAGGGUGGUCGCUUCACCAUUGGAGAUGUCCACUACGUCGCAGAAGGCGCCAAGCUGGUCCCAGCGGGCUCGACGCAGUUUGCGCAGGAUGCGACAUUCGGAUACAAGAGCUCUUCUCUACGGGAUUACGUUCUUGAAAGAGCACCCGGUCGGUUCAGCGAAGAUCAAUUGUAUUCCGUGACGAUUGAAGAGAUCCGAAAGGGUGGGCCGAAUGCUGUUUGCGAGAAAUUGAUGGCUGCGCCGAAAGGAGGUGUCGUGAUUGUCAAUGCUGCUGCUGAGUCGGAUAUGCAUGUUUUUGUUGCUGGGUUGUUGCUUGCCGAGUCAAAGGGUAAACACUUCCUCUACCGCACUGGCGCGGCCUUUGUCUCAACCAGGCUCGGUAUCCGCUCCAAAGCACCCAUCUCUGCAGCCGAGCUUGGUCUUCCUUUGCCUCGGGACACAGGUGGGUUGAUCAUGGCGGGCUCCUAUGUGCCUAAGACGACAGCACAAUUGAAGGUCCUGACAGAUCGACUCGGAAUGGAUGGGAAGCUGCACGUAAUCGAGAUCCAAGUCGAAGAGCUCAUUGCGUCGCCAGAGACGGCGGAGCAAACUGUGCAGCGGGUGGUCAAGGAGACGGAAGAGUAUCUCAAGACUGGACAGGAUACUUUGGUGAUGACAAGUCGGAAGCUGGUCACAGGCGGUGAUGAGCUUUCCUCGCUGAAGAUUGGAUCGGCUGUUGCGGAGACAUUGGUUAGCGUUUUGCAGCGCAUCGAGGUGCGACCGCGGUACGUUAUUGCAAAGGGCGGCAUUACAUCUUCGGAUGCUGCUACAAAGGGCUUGAACAUCAAGCGGGCUACUAUUGUCGGUCAAGCUGCGUCAGGUGUGCCACUUUGGAGAUGUGACGAGCCUACAUCCCGGCAUCGGGGCGUGCCUUUCGUGGUCUUCCCUGGUAAUGUCGGUGGAGAGGAGACGCUUUGCGAAUUGGUAGAGAAUUGGCACUGA